AACUCGUUUAAAAACCACCCCCCUCCCGGUCGAGUUGUGAUUGGAACGCCUUUGGGAGCUGCAACUUUGCUUUCGGAGCGAGCCAUCUUACCUGAGCGGACGCGUGCGUGUGUCCGUGUGGGUGUGCACGCUUCGGUGCGGUCCGCCAUGGAUUUGCUUUGGAUUGUCGGCUUGCUGGUGUGCGUGUGCGCCCGCUUGGCUUCGUCCGAGCGCCACAGCGUCUUCUGGAACAGCACGAACCAAAAGUUUCGAUGGAGCGACUACGCGGUGGAGGUGCGGCUCAACGACUACCUGGACAUCGUGUGCCCCCAUUACCCACAGGGCGAGGUGCCGCUGCUGGACGCCGAGCGCUACGUGCUCUACAUGGUGGAGCGCGAAGACUACGAGUCGUGCAAGCCGCAGUCGUACGACCAGAUGCGGUGGGAGUGCGGCCACCCGUUCGCGCCGCACGGCCCCGAGAAGUUCUCCGAAAAGUUCCAGCGCUUCACGCCGUUCACCCUCGGGAAGGAGUUCCGCCAAGGAGGAAGCUACUAUUAUAUCUCGAAACCUUUACACCAUCACGGUGAAGAGUGCCUGCGGCUCAGGGUGGACGUCGUCGCGGCCGACGGCUCACAGGAGGCCAGGGUGGCCAAAGGAGGCAAGAGCGGAGAUGUCGUGGUUGCCGGAGGUGGGGUUCACAACCCGUCCAACAGACUGCCUGCAGCCGACGACCCGGUGGUCAGCCUCCCUGAGGUGCGGAAGAGCGUACGGACCAGUUCGGCGGCGCCGACGUCGCAGUCCGUCCUGUCGUUGCUCGUUCCAUUCUCGCUAUUGGUCUUGCUGCUCUGAGACAACUCUGUUUUUUUUUUUUUUUUGUGGGACCACAAUGAAGGGACAGUCUGUGGGGACGAAACCAUUGACCGCCUGAGCUCAGCUCUGUGGCUGGCCACAGGGCGAGUCGGGAGGACAAAGAAUAGAUGGGACUCGUGUUGGAGCGAAUGAACAGGACAAGCAAUUGGGACAAAUGCUACCAAAUAGCAAAUUGAACCGACUGCCCUUGGAGCCAAAGAUUGGUCGCGUCCGCCGUCUUGUGACGCCCCACUCCCACCUCCAAUACAAAAAAAAAAAAAAACCCAACCUCCCACAUUUGCCCGCCUGCCAGUUUUACAUUCUAUUUGUGUGGUGAUGUUUUUUUCCGUAACUGUGGCAUUGGAGCAAUUUUUUUUUUUUUUUUUGUGGGGGGAUUUUUUUUUUCUUACAAAUGUAGCAUUGACAGACUGUUGUCAGGGCAACCACACAAUUACACAUUGCCAUCGGAAAAACUUUUGUACGUUCUGUGAAGAUAAUUUAUGACAUUGCAUUGGGAGCUUUCCUGUAUGUUCCGCGAGCGAGCGAGCGAGUGUGUUGUUUGAAAGGGGGGAAGUUGUGCGACAAAAUGGAUUCGUGUCAAAAGCAAACACUGACUUGAUGUGUGUUUUUGUAUCUCACGGGGAGGCUGGUUCUUCUGUUUGUUCAAUCUCAUCUCACCGCCGCCAAAAAAAAAAAAGAAAAAAAAAAAGACAAAGCGGCUCAAAAUCAACCCGUGAACUACCACCGCAGUCUAUUUAGCCGACUCAAAAGGACAAAGCACAACAGUUUAACGACAACUGCAGUCUUUUGUUGUUUUUUUGUUUGUUUGUUUUUACUGAAACAGCUUUUUGUACAUGUGUAAGUAAAACUAAUGUAUGAUAUGUAAAUACAUAAAAGAUUCUAUAAAACUCAGAAACUUGUUUGAUAUGACUAAUGUGAAAUUUUCAUGUGGAAUAAAAGGAAAUAGUUUGGGUCAAACCAAAAAAAA
Molecule: messenger RNA, 1816 nt
Organism: Hippocampus comes (tiger tail seahorse)
Lineage: Eukaryota; Metazoa; Chordata; Actinopteri; Syngnathiformes; Syngnathidae
Gene: efna1a
Product: ephrin-A1a
Exons: 5
Coding region: 148-828 (226 amino acids)
Biological process (GO): axon guidance; ephrin receptor signaling pathway
Cellular component (GO): plasma membrane
Molecular function (GO): ephrin receptor binding
Source: RefSeq, a predicted model, not a curated record